UCCUCGGAGAAAUUGGCGAUAUCAUUUACAGUUUAUGACAGUUCUAUGAGUUAUACAACAGAAAUUGUUUUCGAACGUGGUGCAGAAGCAACCUCUCCACUAGUAACCCUCUCCAAGAGACGUUCGAAUAGAUAUACUGGAACAUGUCUGGUUGGUAUAUGGACUUAAGUGUACCAGUAUAUAAUAAAGAGACUUCGUGUUUCCCUUAUGCAACUCGUAUGAGAGAAAUAGGAAAGACAAUAUUUAGAAAACCAUCCUCUUAUAAAAUGUAAUUUUACUUUUCAAAUAUAAGCAGUCGAUCUCGUGCAUUGUUCGCUUGUGCAAAAGAUAUGACGCUAGUCAUGUUGGUGUCCUGCCUAGAAUCUGAAAUAUGCAUUUUGCAGGAUUCGAAGUUUACCCUUGAACACUGCGCAGUAAAUGCCUCUAGAUUACUCUAGAUUUAGUUUUUGGGUUGGCAAAUCGUUUGAGUAUUCGACUGACACGAACGUAUAAAGAGAUUAAGGACCAGUCCAGCAUUAUUUAUUAUUGCGUGUAGGUUGCCGAAAUUCACUUCUAUGUGAAGUCUGGCCCUAUUUGUUUAGCGUAACGGUACUAAUUUCGUUAGGCUUAAACCACGUUUCCGGAGUUAUGAACAUAACUAAUAAGCUAAAGCGAAGAGAAUUUGAACAAAUUAAUUCUCUUCGCUUUAGCUUUUUUACUUUUAAACGCAUCAGCUGUGGAAGUAUAUUACAAGAACAUUUGUAAAAUGCAUUUCCUAUUUAGUUUUAAUCGUAGUCAAAAUUACCAGAACUGGGAUCUCAGCGUUUAUACUAUUGCUAAUCGAUCUUCUUGAGCAGUUGGAUCAAACCGAUAUAAAUAUUACUUGUAAUUUUUUGGUAAAAAUUAAAAAUUGCUUGUAAGUUUUUAAAUUAUCGUAGAGCUAAUCAAAUUAAACUAUCAGUCGAUAGCAAUAGCUCCAUGCAUUUCAGGAAGUGAUUGGCUGAAUUUGGUUCAUUAUUUACAAGACACUCUACCAAAAGCUUCUAUAAAACUUAUUACGUUAUAAUGCCAAUAGAACAAGUUUCAAAUUACUUUUUUUUCAAUUUUCUAUAUAUUCUUCUGCUAUGAAGCAAAUAGUCAGUAAUUAUCUAAAAUAAUCUAAAAAAAAUUAAACAAUCUAAAGGGAAGCUAUUAUAGAGAAUAUAACCUUGCGACGUCUUCCGGUGAGGUUUGUUUUACAAAUUACGCGAACCUACGUGUGCUCUUAUAAAGACUAUAUUUUAAUUUGAAAUCAUUUUCCGUCUAGUGCAAAGAAAAGCAUUAAUUACUAUUAUACUAGUUGUGACUUUUAUCGUAACUAUUUGCCUACAAUUAUUACACACGACAUGUUCCCUGUUUAAAACGCAAGUCUACAAAAUUUAUAAGGAGGUGAUUCUGUCACUAUAUAAAGAUUAGAUUUGAAGUUUUAUGAGGCAUUUCAAGAAUUAUUUUUUUCUAGUAUUAGUAAAUACUUUUCGAGAGUAACAGGGGUAGGGAUUUUUAAAUUGGGAUGUUCUUACUCAGAUAAUUAGAUUACACACAACCAUAGUAGAUUUUCUCAGAACAGAAAGCCAGCCUGGAAGCAACGAUAUUAUGCCAAAUAUCAAGGGUAUAAGACUUCACGGCGGAGAAUCGCGCCUAGACUGUCGCAAACAGGCACCCAGAAAUCGAGUUCUUCCGUAAAGUAUUUUUCCUCCGAACACAAUAUAAUGCUAACAAUCUUCGGCUUGUAAAUCGUAAACACCCGUCUGUGCGGAUCUCAUUUUCGGGGUGUUGCUUUGAUGAAAAGAAUGCGUAUAUAAAAGUUAUUGCACCAACGGCGCCCGGUGGUACACUAACCUGUAUUCCCUCAUUUCUACACAGCGAAGAUGUUUUAGCGCCAUUUCGGGAUUCGCGCAUUUGUUUAUCAACAGUCGCCAUCGUCUUCUAACAGGUGAAAAUAAAUAAAACAACAUGGAAGCUGACCUGAAUAAACUACUUGCGACAAAUUUUUCUCCAGCUCAGUUGAGGGCCUCAAUAGUUGCUUCGCUCCGCGAAAGCGAGCCCCGGUGUUUAAAGCGAUCGACAGAAACGCUCGCUGAGCUGUUAGUCACACUUGGAAAGGAUACUAGCCAAGUACCGCCUGACGAAUAUUUUGUCACUGACGACGCUGAUUCCGUUUAUCUACGAAGUAUGUCGUAUUUUAACAAACGGGAAUAUGACCGAGCAGCACAUUUCGCCAAAGGAAGCGUUCAGCCUAGGACGAGAUUUAUCUACUUCUACGCGAGGUAUCAAUCAGCGGAAACAAAGCGCGUAGAUGGACUAGCCGAGGCCGUGAGCAGUUUAUCAGAACAGCGCGCUAAGGACCGUCAAUUAAAGGCACUUUACUGGGAUCUCAAAGACGAACAAAAAGCACUUGACGGGUACUGUCUUUAUUUGUACGGUGUCGUACAAAGACUACUCGGCCUGGAAUCGGGUGCCAUUGAAACUCUGGAGGCAGCUCUUAGGCUCGAACCGAAUCUUUGGGCAGCUUGGGCCGAACUCUCCCUUUUGGUAGCGUCACGAGAUCAACUCUUCAAACUAAGUGUUCCUUGCAGCUGGCUGCUUCUCAUGUUCACUGGCCUCGCGUUAACAAAGGUCGAUUCGUCGGACCCACUCGUGUUAAAAGUUUACCACAAGUUAGACUCGCUGUUUCCGAACUGCCCGUAUGUACUCACACGAAUUGCCUACGCACAACGUGCAUUGUCUUCAACCUCUCUCGAAACGGCAAAGCAGUAUUACGAAAGAGUUCGCGCUAUAGACCCAUGCCGGUUAGAAGGUAUGGACACUUAUUCCGAGCUCUUGUAUAUUGAGGGCAAGCGGCAGGAGUUAACGAACUUGGCUCAGCAGCUACAUGCAGUGGACCCACAGCGCGCUGAGACGUGCGCCGUUAUUGGAAAUGUAUAUAGCCUUAGGGAACAGCAUGCUCCUGCAUUGCUCUAUUUCAAAAAGGCGAUGAAAAUCAGUAUCAAUUACGGACCAGCCUGGACACUUAUGGGGCAUGAAUAUUCACUGAUUAAGAACAUCAAUGCGGCUAUUCAAUGUUACCAUCAGGCUGUCGAGAUAGAUAAGUGUGAUCAUCGGGCAUGGUGCAGUCUCUCCUUAAUGUAUGAUCAACUGAAGAUGCAUCAUUACGCAGUGUAUUACCAAAAGAAAGCACUGAAGCUACAACCACGAUGUCCAAAGAUGCUCGUAGCCUUGGGCGAACGCCUCGAGAAAGUGGCAAAAAUCGAUGAAGCAAAAUCCCUUUAUUGGAAAGCUCAUCUACUUGCCCUUGAGAAGCAGACUGCGCACGACAGUCUGGCCCUCUUCAAACUUGGAAAGCUGUUUCAGUCCAGCGGCGAACCUGUCAAGGCCCGGGCGGCCCUAGAAGAUUUUAUUAAAUUGAGUCUUAAUGUUAAAGAAAUCCCUGAUGUUCGGAAAAACGACAGAGAACUUGCCACCGCAACCCUCUACUUAUUUGGCUACUACGUCAACCGUGACCCACCAGAGGCUGCCCGUCUUCUGAACCUGGCAAAGGAUUUUCGUUCAGUUCGUGAUGCUGAUCUCCAACCGCUCCGAGAGAAGCUGCAGCCUUUACCAGGCCCAAGCGGUGAGGAAUCUUCUACGCCUCUGAAUCCCUCUGUUGUUUUGGUUGAUAUGACUGACGAUUCCGAUAUUGUUGUUGUUCAGCCUCGAUCGGACAGUUAGUUCAUCUGUUGAUACAUUGUAUAUAUAUUAUAUUUUCUCAAUAAAAACAAAGGUUCGACUUUUA
Molecule: messenger RNA, 3790 nt
Organism: Varroa destructor (honeybee mite)
Lineage: Eukaryota; Metazoa; Arthropoda; Arachnida; Mesostigmata; Varroidae
Biological process (GO): cell division; positive regulation of mitotic metaphase/anaphase transition; protein ubiquitination
Cellular component (GO): anaphase-promoting complex
Molecular function (GO): protein binding
Source: RefSeq, a predicted model, not a curated record